Messenger RNA from Colletotrichum paranaense, 306 nucleotides. RefSeq lists its product as uncharacterized. NCBI's taxonomy places the organism in Eukaryota, Fungi, Ascomycota, Sordariomycetes, Glomerellales, Glomerellaceae. The record is from RefSeq and is a predicted model, not a curated record. The transcript is spliced from 2 exons. The coding region runs from base 1 to 306 and encodes 101 amino acids.
AUGGUGGGGGCUCCGAGCAAUGCCUUUUCUGUUACAAAAGAGGACGAUGCUGCGUUCAUGCUAGAUGUCGGCACCGGUGCCGGAGGCGGCGGCGAUGCUCUCACUGUCAUUGGGGGCAGUGGCAAUGGUGGAAGCUCUGCUGGCAACUCCGAGGGGCCCGAAAAAUCUGUUGGCAGCGCUGGUAGUGACCGAGAAUGCAACACCACUGAUCGCCCAUCAUUCAGCGUUGAAGCCAUCGUCAAGUCUUGCGGAGUUUUGAAAUGGCUCGUGGGUGUGGGUUUGGGCGUGGGUCGGUACAAGGCGUAA